AUGAAAUUCUAUAUUGACGAUUUACCAGUUUUAUUUCCAUACCCCAAAAUUUAUCCUGAACAAUAUCACUAUAUGUGUGAUAUUAAAAAAACUUUAGAUGCAGGUGGUAAUAGUAUCCUAGAAAUGCCCUCAGGAACAGGUAAAACUGUCUCUUUGUUAUCUUUGACUGUUGCUUACCAAAUGCAUUAUCCUGAACAUAGAAAGAUUAUAUAUUGUUCUCGUACCAUGUCAGAAAUUGAAAAAGCGUUAGUAGAAUUGGAAAAUCUCAUGGAAUAUCGUACCAAAGAAUUGGGUCAUAGAGAAGAAUUCAGAGGUCUAGGUUUAACUUCAAGAAAAAAUCUUUGCUUGCACCCCGUUGUCAGUAAGGAAAGAAAGGGUACAGUAGUCGAUGAAAAAUGUCGUAGAUUAACAAACGGAGUUAACAAGCGUAAAUUGGAAGCUGACCCUAAUGCAGAUGUUGAAUUAUGUGAAUAUCAUGAAAAUUUAUACAACUUAGAAGUCGAAAAUUAUUUACCAAAUGGUGUAUUUUCUUUCGAAAAAUUGAUUAAAUAUUGUGAGGAGAGAAAAUUGUGUCCAUAUUUUAUUGUUCGUAGAAUGAUCUCCAUGUGUAAUAUCAUUAUUUAUUCUUAUCACUAUCUUCUAGAUCCAAAAAUCGCAGAAAGAGUUUCCAAAGAGGUCUCUAAAGAUAGUAUUGUGAUUUUUGAUGAAGCUCACAAUAUAGAUAACGUUUGCAUAGAAUCAUUGUCUUUAGAUUUAACUAAUGAUGUACUGAGAAGAGCUUCAAAAGGUGCCACAACUUUAGAAGAGAAAAUAGACGAAGUGCGUAGAAUCGAUGCAGCUAAAUUACAAGAUGAAUAUGAUAAGUUAGUGAAGGGUUUACAUACUGCAGAUAUCAUCACAGAACAAGAAGAGCAAUUCGUAGAGACUCCAGUGUUACCACAAGAUUUAUUGAGAGAAGCGGUACCUGGGAAUAUUCGUAGAGCUGAACAUUUUAUAUCUUUCUUAAAAAGAUUUAUUGAGUAUAUUAAAACAAGAAUGAAAGUGUUGCACGUUAUCUCCGAAACACCCAAAUCGUUUUUACAACAUUUGAAACAAUUAACAUUUAUUGAUAGAAAGCCUCUAAGAUUUUGUGCAGAACGUCUUUCUUUACUUGUAAGAACUUUGGAAGUAGCUGAAGUGGAGGAUUUUACUGCAUUGAAAGAAAUUGCAACUUUUGCCACAUUAAUAUCUACAUAUGAAAAUGGUUUCCUGUUAAUUAUAGAACCCUACGAAAUUGAAAAUGCAGCUGUUCCCAAUCCAAUUAUGCGUUUCACUUGUCUAGAUGCAUCAAUUGCGAUUAAACCUGUAUUUGAAACAUUCUCCUCGGUUAUUAUCACCUCUGGUACUAUCUCACCAUUAGAUAUGUAUCCAAGAAUGUUAAAUUUCGAUACUGUGUUACAAAAAUCCUAUGCAAUGACUUUAGCAAAAAAAUCAUUCUUACCAAUGAUUGUAACAAAGGGCUCAGACCAAGUUGCCAUAUCUUCCAGAUUUGAAAUUAGAAAUGAUCCAAGUAUAGUCCGUAAUUAUGGUUCCAUGUUAGUGGAAUUCGCUAAAAUUACACCAGAUGGUAUGGUUGUUUUCUUCCCAUCAUAUUUAUACAUGGAAAGUAUCGUGUCUAUGUGGCAGACUAUGGGUAUAUUAGAUGAAGUUUGGAAACAUAAACUGAUUCUGGUUGAAACUCCUGAUGCACAGGAAACAUCUUUAGCUUUAGAAACCUAUAGAAAGGCAUGUUCUAAUGGACGUGGAGCAAUCCUAUUAUCCGUGGCAAGAGGGAAAGUUUCUGAAGGUAUUGAUUUUGAUCAACAGUAUGGUAGAACUGUCCUGAUGAUAGGUAUUCCAUUCCAAUAUACAGAAUCUCGUAUUUUAAAGGCUCGUUUAGAGUUUUUAAGAGAAAAUUAUCAAAUCAGAGAAAACGAUUUUCUUUCUUUUGAUGCAAUGAGACAUGCAGCACAAUGUUUAGGGCGAGUUCUCAGAGGGAAGGAUGAUUAUGGUGUGAUGGUUUUAGCAGAUCGUAGAUUCUCUAGGAAAAAAUCACAAUUACCCAAAUGGAUUGCACAAGGGCUUUCGGACGCCGAUUUAAAUUUAUCAACUGAUAUGGCUAUCUCUAACGCUAAGCAAUUCUUAAGAACAAUGGCUCAACCAACGGAUCCGAAAGACCAAGAAGGUGUCUCUGUUUGGAAUCUAGAUGAUCUUUUGGCAUAUCAGAAAAAAAAACAGUCAGGAACUGAAAAUAAAGUAGAAGAUGUCAUUGAUAUGAAUGGAGAUCUUCAAAUGACAAAUUAG
Molecule: messenger RNA, 2322 nt
Organism: Arxiozyma heterogenica
Lineage: Eukaryota; Fungi; Ascomycota; Saccharomycetes; Saccharomycetales; Saccharomycetaceae
Gene: RAD3
Product: TFIIH/NER complex ATP-dependent 5'-3' DNA helicase subunit RAD3
Exons: 1
Coding region: 1-2322 (773 amino acids)
Biological process (GO): nucleotide-excision repair; positive regulation of mitotic recombination; transcription by RNA polymerase II
Cellular component (GO): nucleus
Molecular function (GO): damaged DNA binding; hydrolase activity, acting on acid anhydrides, in phosphorus-containing anhydrides; DNA helicase activity
Source: RefSeq, a predicted model, not a curated record